This is a messenger RNA of Blumeria graminis f. sp. triticale, 354 nucleotides long. The record is from the annotation of a GenBank genome assembly. NCBI's taxonomy places the organism in Eukaryota, Fungi, Ascomycota, Leotiomycetes, Helotiales, Erysiphaceae.
AUGACAAGCACAAUCGGUAUUCCAAUUAAGUUGCUCAAUGAGGCUCAGGGACAUGUUGUUACUCUUGAAAUUGCGAACGGCCAAGUCUAUCGAGGUAAACUUCUGGAAGCGGAAGACAACAUGAAUGUACAACUUAAAGAUAUAACUGUAACAGCUCGUGAUGGACGUGUUAGUCAUCUUGACCAGGUUUACAUAAGAGGCUCUCAUAUUCGAUUCUUUAUUGUUCCAGAUAUGCUAAGGAAUGCACCCAUGUUCAGGAGUCGAGGAGUAAAAGGCAGAGGUGUUGGACUGGCAAGAGGAAGGGCUACGGUUAGUAGAGCCAGAGCCAGUGGACGGGGUGCCACUCGAGGUUGA